AUGUCACUAAUAUCCUAUCUGGUUGCUUCAUUGCCUUCCGCAUCCACCUUGCUCCUUUACGGAGCAUUGGUCAUUGCCGUCGCAUUUGCCAUCCAUAUCUUGUCUCAGCUGAUUGUCCCCAGUAAUCCCAAACAACCUCCCACUGUGUUUUCAUGGAUUCCUUUCAUGGGAAAUGCCAUCGAAUUUGGCAUCAAUCCUAUUGCUUUUCUUGAAAAGUGUCAGGAAAAAUAUGGCGAAGUAUUCACUUUUUACAUGGUCGGUCGACGUGUCACGGUUUGCUUGGGUCCCGAUGGCAACCAGUUCGUCUUUAACAGCAAACAAAACCUGUCCUCGGCUGCCGAAGCUUACAACGAUAUGACGAAAUACGUGUUUGGUCCCGAAGUCGUGUACGACGCACCCCACAGCGUCUUUAUGGAACAGAAAAGAUUUAUCAAGGCCGGUUUGAAUUCGGAUUGUUUCCGCCAGCAUGUACCUAUGAUUGUACAGGAAGUUCAGGAUUUCUUUAAAAAGUUUGAUAAGCCUUCGGGUUUCAUGGAAGCGUAUGAGACCUUUGGCAAGCUGAUCAUUUGCACUGCUUCCCGUUGUCUGAUGGGCAAGGAAAUCCGCGCCAACUUGGACGGUGACGUUGCCAAGUUGUAUUAUGAUCUCGAUCAAGGAUUUCAACCCAUCAACUUUAUGUUUCCCAACUUACCUUUGCCUUCCUACAAACGCCGUGAUAUCGCUUGCAAGAAAAUGGCCGCUUUGUACUCUAGCAUUAUUCAACGCCGAAAGAACGAAGGUGACAAUUCCAAUGCGGAUCUCCUUCAAGCCCUGAUGGAUGCCACUUACAAGGAUGGUACCUCAAUUCCUGAUCAUCACAUUGCUGGUAUGAUGAUUGCUGUUUUGUUUGGUGGUCAGCACACAUCCGCUACUACUUCGGCAUGGACCAUGUUGGAAUUGGCAGCUCGUCCAGAUCUUAUCAAAGCACUUCGUGAAGAACAAAUUGAAAAGCUCGGCUCGUUGAAGACUGAAUUGACGUUUGAAAACUUGAAAGACCUUCCCUUGUUGGAAAGCGUGGUUCGUGAAACCCUGCGUCUUCAUCCUCCGAUUUUCCAGAUGAUGCGUAAAGUUGUCGCCGAUAAAAUCCUCUAUGAAAAGACGGGUCAUGAAAUCCCAAAGGGUAACUACAUCUGUGCUGCUCCCGGUGUCACUCAGAUCGAUGGUCGAUUCUUCAACGAACCCAAGUCGUACAAUCCCUACCGUUGGUUGGAAAAGACGGAUCCUAUCCAUUCAAUUGAACAAGGCGAUGAUGCCAAUAUUGAUUACGGUUUUGGUGCGGUCGGUAUCUCUUCCAAGAGUCCUUUCUUGCCUUUUGGCGCCGGUCGUCACCGAUGCAUUGGCGAACAAUUCGGCUACCUCCAGAUCAAGACGAUUAUUGCCACUUUUAUCCGUAUGUUUGAUAUUGAAUUGGAAGCCGGUCAAUCGGUACCCAAACCCGAUUAUACCUCCAUGGUCGUGGUGCCGGAACAUCCUGCCAAGCUUCACUACACUUGGAGAGAGUAG
This is a messenger RNA of Radiomyces spectabilis, 1542 nucleotides long. RefSeq names its product lanosterol 14-alpha demethylase. Bases 1 to 1542 code for a protein of 513 amino acids. NCBI's taxonomy places the organism in Eukaryota, Fungi, Mucoromycota, Mucoromycetes, Mucorales, Radiomycetaceae. The record is from RefSeq and is a predicted model, not a curated record. The transcript is spliced from 5 exons. Gene Ontology annotation, molecular function: iron ion binding; oxidoreductase activity, acting on paired donors, with incorporation or reduction of molecular oxygen; monooxygenase activity.